This is a messenger RNA of Protopolystoma xenopodis, 1746 nucleotides long. The record is from the annotation of a GenBank genome assembly. NCBI's taxonomy places the organism in Eukaryota, Metazoa, Platyhelminthes, Monogenea, Polystomatidea, Polystomatidae.
AUGAUUUACAUCAUCUACGGGCUUCAAGACAGGUCUUCGUUCCGUUCACAUUAUCAUUUGCGCUCGUCAUCGUCUGUGGCUAAUAGAUCACCAACAAAAAUUAACAGUGCCCCAGCUAUUGCAAGCAAGAAAAGGCCUUUAGUCAAUGGUGGAAAGGCCUCUAAAACCUCCAAACGUGGACCACCCGCAAAAUCCAUUAAAAAGUCGCACUCUGAUGUCGAGGCUUCAUCUUCACACUCAGGUGGUAGUUCCACUGAGGAAGAGCAUCCGUCUCAAGAAGAAGAAGAGGAGGAGGAAGAAGAUGAGCUAACAGAUCGCUGUUGUUCACCAUCCAACAUAACCACAGAGGAUUACACUGGAAAGAAACGCGGUGCCUCCGUCGGGAAGCGAAAAUGCUCCAGUGUUCGUCCAGUCCCCAACGUUACCGAAGGUAUUGCUACCGGAGCAAAGAAACGUAAUUCUUCACUUGCGGCUUUAGCUAUUGGAGCCAGUACCACAAUUGGUAGAGCAUCAACCGGUAUUACUGGAUCUAAGAAAACCAGCUCUUUGGGCGCAUCAGCAGGCCGGCGCCGCGUCGCCCGAUCUCGAUCUCGCUCCAGCAGUGUUUCUAGUAAUGCUAGCUCUGAAUCUCUGAGGGCUGGGGACGUGGGUAGUUCAUCUCACUCCUCGCUUAGUUCAGAUGCUCUUCGCGACUCCGGAAAACCAGGUGCUGGUGGCUCGAGCUUCAGUCGAUAUUGCAGUCACUCGACCUGCUUGGCAGACGGUGACACUCUUCAUACAGCUGGAGCUAGCAGCACUAUGUUACGCAGGCCGCCUUUUGCUCCUCCGAUAUCCACGGUCGGUGGCGCGACCAAUGUUGGUGGCCUUAGUGGCCAAACAGGCAGCAGCAGUGGUGAUGCUACUUCUGGCUCUGCUGCUCCUGGGAGCCAGUUAAUCGGUUCGCACCACCACCACCAUCAUCAUGGCCAUGGUCAUGGUCAUUCUUCAUCCACUUCUGUUGGCGGUGUCGUCUCCUCAGCCACCUCUAGCUCAACACAUGAAGCCAUGCUGGCGGCUGCCACUUGUUUGGCUGGCUCCAAUCACCCGCUUGCCGGAGCUCUCGGCCAGGCUGCCUCAGGCCUGCUCAAUGUCUCCGGCGCUGGGGCCAGUGGUACUCUUCAGCCACCUAUUGGAUUUUCCACUGUGCCGCGGUCCCAUCUGCCACCAAACAAGCGUGCGGCUGCUGCAGCUGCAGCCGCAGCGUUGGGAGCUGGUUCCAAUAUUGGUUUAAUCGACACUACAGGCUUCUCAGCCCUUACUGGUAACUUGGCCUCACCGGGGCCUGCCCGCAUUGACGCAUUCACAGCUGCCACUGGUCUCAUGCCUUCUACUGGAACAAGUUUGUCUGGACAUGGCUUUUCAUCCUCUGUAGCCACUGGAGCUGGCUCAAGUCCCGGUUCACAAGUUAGCCCGGCCUCUGCUCCACAGUUAAUCAAGCGGAUGGCCAGCAAGGCGAUUCAAGUAAUAGACCCCACAUUCAUUAUUAACCUUCUUCCUCUUUGUUUUAACCGCCUUAAUCCUUACCUUAUAAAUACAGUUAAGCUGGUAACUCCUUACACCUAUGCAUACCUGUAUCCUCUAAGUCCAUUAGAUUGUAGCAUAAAUUGCACAAUUAUUAUCCUUUUUCUAUGUAUAAUUUCAAUAUUUGUGGGGAUCAAAUUAUGUCGAAUUAGUCGUUUAACACUAACGCAUUCUUUUGAAGAAUAA